This is a messenger RNA of Rana temporaria (common frog), 1728 nucleotides long. Its product is annotated as vitamin D 25-hydroxylase. The record is from RefSeq and is a predicted model, not a curated record. Lineage: Eukaryota; Metazoa; Chordata; Amphibia; Anura; Ranidae. The transcript has 5 exons. Gene Ontology annotation, cellular component: cytoplasm; intracellular membrane-bounded organelle. Gene Ontology annotation, biological process: xenobiotic metabolic process. Gene Ontology annotation, molecular function: oxidoreductase activity, acting on paired donors, with incorporation or reduction of molecular oxygen, reduced flavin or flavoprotein as one donor, and incorporation of one atom of oxygen; heme binding; iron ion binding. Bases 62 to 1564 code for a protein of 500 amino acids.
GGGGGCGGAGCGGAGGGGAAGUAGGGCAGCGGGCGGUGUGUUAUGGGGCGCAGUAGGUGACAUGUGGCCCCCGGUGUGGGGGGGGGACGUCCUCCUGGUGCCGCUCUACUGCGCCGCCCUGCUGGUCACCGUGUGUACCGUCCGCCACCUCCUGAGACAGCGGAGACCCCGGGGCUUCCCACCGGGACCUACCGGACUCCCCCUCAUAGGGAACAUCCUGAGCCUGAACUCCACCGAACAACCCCACGUCUACAUGACCCGGCUCAGCCACUCCCACGGGGAGAUCUUCAGUCUGGACCUCGGUGGGAUCUCCACCGUCGUUCUGAAUGGUUAUGAUGCGGUGAAGGAGUGUCUGGUGCGCCAGAGUGAUGUCUUCGCUGACCGUCCAUCACUCCCGUUAUUUCUAAAGAUGACCAAGAUGGGAGGUCUGUUGAACGCGAAGUACGGCCGCUGUUGGACGGAGCACCGGAAGUUGGCGGUGAGCUGCUUCCGGAAUUUUGGUUAUGGUCAGAAAUCUUUCGAAAGUAAAAUUUUAGAAGAGUCCUUUUUUUUCCUGGACGCCGUGGACACCUACAAGGGGAAAGCCUUCGAUCCGAAGCACCCGAUCACCAUCGCCGUCUCCAACAUCUCCAACCUCAUCCUGUUCGGGGAGCGCUUCCGGUACGACGACAACGAGUUCCUGCACAUGAUCGAGAUCUUCAGCGAGAACAUCGAGCUGGCCACCAGCGCCUGGGUCUUCCUCUACAACGCCUUCCCGCUCAUCGGCUUCCUGCCCUUCGGCAAGCACCAGCAGCUGUUUAAGAACGCCGACGAGGUCUACAACUUCCUGCUGCGUUUAAUCGAGCGAUUUUCGGAAAACCGCAAGCCGCAUUCGCCGCGGCACUUCAUAGACGCCUAUCUGGAUGAAAUGGAGAAGAAUGCCGCAGAUCCCAACAGCACGUUGUCCACGGAGAACCUGAUAUUCUCAGUGGGAGAGCUGAUCAUUGCCGGGACCGAGACCACGACCAACGUCCUCCGCUGGGCUAUCCUCUUCAUGGCGCUCUACCCCAACAUCCAAGGUCAGGUCCAGAAAGAGAUCGAUUCCGUGGUUGGACCAAACCGCAUCCCAUCCUUAGAAGAUCGUCCCGCCAUGCCGUACACCGAGGCCGUCCUCCACGAGAUCCUGCGAUUCUGUAACAUCGCCCCGCUGGGGAUUUUCCAUGCCACAUCCAGAGACACUGUGGUCAGAGGGUACUCCAUCCCCGCGGGCACCACCGUCAUCACCAACCUCUACUCUGUGCACUUCGACCAGAAGUAUUGGACCAAUCCGGAGAUCUUCUACCCAGAGAGGUUCCUGGACAGCGGCGGGCAGUUCAUCAAGAAGGAGGCCUUCGUCCCCUUCUCAUUGGGCCGCCGCCACUGUCUGGGGGAACAGCUCGCCAGGAUGGAGCUUUUCCUGUUCUUCACGACCCUCCUCCGCCGCUUCCACCUCCAUUUUCCGCACGGCGCAGUACCGAAUCUGAAACCGAAGCUCGGCAUGACCCUGCAGCCGUAUCCAUACCUGAUCUGUGCUGAGAAACGUUAGCGGUGUGACCCGAUGGGCGGGCUGGGGGAGGAGACGAGGUAACCGCGUGAAGAAUGGCGCCUUAUCCUGGAUACCUGACCGCCCGCGGCAGCCAUAUUGGAGCUUGGGGGAUGGUGUACUCCAUGUAUGACGGUGGGGGAUGGUGCUCUCCAUGUAUGACGGUG